AUGGGCCUGACUGAGGAUUUCGACGACCGAAAAAUUCACCUUGAGGCUCAACAGGAGGAAUACCACCCCUUCGAGUACCACUCCGACAACAAUGACUCGUGGGCUGGGGCUCUCCCCCCAAAGCAGGGUCUCUAUGACCCCUCUUUGGAGAAGGAUGCCUGCGGUGGCAAGGCCAGCCACAAAAUUGUCAGCGAUGCGCGAAACCUCCUUUGCAACAUGACCCACCGUGGUGCUGUGGGAUCUGAUGCUCGUGAUGGUGACGGCGCUGGUGUCAUGACCUCUAUCCCUCACCGUUUUUUCAUCAAGAACUUUGAGAAGGAGGAGGAUAUCAAGUUACCUCCCCUGGGACAGUACGCUGUGGGUAACUUGUUUUUCAAGCCCGACGAGGAGACUCUGGAGGAAUCCAAAAGGCAACUGGAAGAUGUUGCUGAGUCGUUAGGCCUGAGAGUCCUGGGAUGGCGACGACCCCCCGUCGAUUCAAGCCUGCUUGGCCCUGCUGCCAAGUCGCGUGAACCCAUCAUUGCUCAGCCCUUUGUUGUGCUGACUUCUGCAUAUGGCGCCGGAAAUGCUCCCGAAGUUACCGACCCAGAGAAGUUCGAUGACCGCCACUUCGAACGCCAGCUUUACGUUCUUCGCAAGCGUGCUUCUCACACCAUUGGUCUUCAGAACUGGUUCUACAUUUGCUCUCUUUCAAACAAAAACAUCGUCUACAAGGGUCAACUUGCACCCGUCCAGGUGUACUCCUACUACCACGAUUUGGUGAAUGCAGACUACGAAGCCCAUUUCGCUCUUGUCCACUCCCGUUUCUCCACCAAUACGUUCCCUUCGUGGGACAGAGCGCAACCCCUUCGAUGGGCUGCUCACAACGGAGAGAUCAACACUCUGAGGGGCAACAAGAAUUGGAUGCGCGCUCGUGAGGGUGUCAUGAACUCGGAUGUUUUCGGCGAUGAGCUUGAGGCGCUUUAUCCCAUUGUCGAGGAUGGAGGCUCUGACUCCGCGGCUUUCGACAACGUUUUGGAGCUCCUGACCAUCAACGGUGUUCUCUCCUUGCCAGAAGCUGUCAUGCUCAUGGUUCCCGAGGCUUGGCAAGGAAACGAGCUCAUGGACCCCAAGAAGGCUGCUUUCUACGAGUGGGCUGCUUGCCAGAUGGAGCCUUGGGAUGGACCUGCGCUGUUCACCUUUGCUGACGGCCGUUACUGCGGUGCUAAUUUGGAUCGAAAUGGUCUCCGACCAUGCCGAUUCUACGUCAUGGAUGACGAUCGUAUUAUCUGUGCCUCCGAAGUUGGUACCAUCCCCGUUGAGCCUGAGAGGGUCAUUCAAAAGGGUCGUCUUCAGCCUGGCCGCAUGCUUCUGGUAGACACACAAGCUGGUCGUAUUAUCGAUGACAAGGAGCUCAAGGAAGCUGUCGCCCGCCGACAAGACUUCCGCACUUGGCUCGACCGUGAGCUACUCAGCAUGCCCAAGGUCCUCGAGGCUUUGGAAAAAACUUUUGACCUGGAGCCCAAGCUAGAUGACGUUCUUCUUCAGGAGGACACUCUUCUCCAUGCUUUUGGAUACACCCACGAACAGGUGAGCUUGCUACUCGCACCCAUGGCUGCCGAUGAGAAGGAAGCUUUGGGUUCCAUGGGUAAUGACGGUCCUCUGGCCUGUCUUACUCAAGCUCCAAGGCUCUUGUACGAUUACUUCCGACAGCUCUUUGCCCAGGUUACCAAUCCUCCUAUCGACCCUAUCAGAGAGUCGAUUGUUAUGUCCCUGGAGUGUUAUGUUGGUCCCCAAGGAAACUUGCUUGAGAUGGACGCAUCCCAGUGUGGUCGCCUCCAUAUCCCUAGCCCCGUCUUGUCGAUCCCUGAGUUUAACACUCUGAAGCACAUGUCCACCAAGUAUCCCGACUGGACUGUCAAGACCAUUGAUCUUACCUUCCCAAAGAACCAGGGUGUUCAGGGCUACCUGAAGCACCUUGAUGAGAUUUGUGAUGAGGCUACAGCUGCCAUUGAAGCCCGUGAUCGCAUUAUCGUUCUGUCGGACCGGAACACCUCCGCUGACCGUGUUGCUGUUUCGGCUGUCCUUGCCUCCGGAAUGGUCCAUCACCAUCUCGUUAGCAACAAGUGGCGAUCCUUGGCUGCUCUCGUGGUCGAGACUGCUGAAGCUCGUGAAGUCCAUCACAUGUGUGUACUCCUCGGAUACGGUGCUGAUGCCGUCAACCCCUACCUUGCCAUGGAGUGUAUUCUCAAGCUUAACCGUGAGGGGCUCAUUAAGAAGAAGCUCACCGAUGAUGCUCUUAUCCGUAACUACAAACACUCGUGUGACGGUGGUAUCCUCAAGGUCAUGAGUAAGAUGGGUAUCUCAACCCUCGCUUCGUACAAGGGUGCCCAGAUUUUCGAGGCCCUUGGUCUCGAUGAGACUGUCGUCGAGCGAUGCUUCAAGGGUACUGCAUCACGUAUCCAAGGUAUGACCUUUGAACUUAUCGCCGAAGAUGGUUUCCGUUUCCAUGAGCGUGGCUUCCCAUCCCGAUCCACAGUCGGAAUCAAGGCCCUCCCCGAGUCCGGCGAGUACCACUGGCGUGACGGAGGUGAGCCUCACGUCAACGACCCUACUUCCAUUGCGAAUAUCCAAGAUGCUGUCCGCAACAAAAACGACAAGUCGUAUGAAGCUUAUUCACGAUCUGAGUAUGAACAAAUCAAGUCUUGCACUCUCCGUGGAUUGCUGGACUUCAAGUUUGAAGAUUGCAAGCCCAUUCCCAUUGAUCAAGUCGAGCCAUGGACUGAGAUUGUCCGCCGAUUCUGCACGGGUGCCAUGUCCUACGGUUCCAUCUCGAUGGAAUCCCACUCCACUCUGGCUGUAGCUAUGAACAGAUUGGGAGGUAAAUCUAACACCGGUGAGGGUGGUGAGGAUCCCGAGCGAUCCCACCGCAUGGAUAACGGCGAUACCAUGCGAUCUGCCAUCAAGCAGAUUGCCUCUGGCCGCUUCGGUGUUACAUCCGCUUACCUGGCAGAUUCAGAUGAGCUUCAAAUCAAGAUGGCCCAGGGCGCAAAGCCCGGUGAGGGUGGUGAGCUUCCCGGCCACAAGGUGUCGAAGUCUAUUGCCCGCACUCGUCACUCGACUCCUGGUGUGGGUCUCAUCUCACCCCCACCCCAUCACGACAUUUACUCUAUUGAGGAUUUGAAGCAGCUCAUUUAUGACUUGAAGUGCUCGGGACCCCGUUCCCGCGUUUCAGUCAAGCUUGUGUCUGAGGUUGGUGUUGGUAUUGUGGCUUCUGGUGUCGCCAAGGCCAAGGCUGACCACAUCCUCAUCUCCGGCCACGACGGUGGUACCGGUGCCUCCCGCUGGACUGGUAUCAAGUAUGCCGGUCUUCCUUGGGAGCUGGGUCUUGCUGAGACCCAUCAGACCCUUGUUCUCAACGAUCUUCGUGGUCGUGUGGUUGUGCAGACUGAUGGUCAGCUGAAGACCGGUAGGGAUGUUGCCAUCGCCUGUCUGCUUGGAGCCGAAGAAUGGGGUUUCGCAACAACUCCAUUGAUUGCCAUGGGCUGUAUUUUCAUGAGGAAAUGCCAUCGCACGUAUCCCUGCUCCCCAUUGUUUUGUUGUAUGAACACCUGCCCAGUUGGUAUUGCGACCCAAGACCCUGAGUUGCGAAAGAAGUUCAACGGUACACCCGAGCACGUUAUUAACUUCUUCUACUACGUUGCAAACGAGCUUCGUGCUAUCAUGGCUCAGCUUGGUUUCCGCACUAUCAACGAAAUGGUUGGCCAUGUUGAGGUUCUCAAGGUUCGCGAUGACCUGCGCACCAACAAGACCCGGAACAUCGACCUCUCGCUUCUGCUUACUCCGGCCCACAAGCUCCGCCCAGGAGUUGCUACCUUCAAUGUUCGCAAGCAGGACCACAAGCUUUACGUCCGCCUGGACAACAAGCUGAUUUCUGAGGCCGAGUUGACCUUGGACAAGGGUCUGCCCUCUCGCAUUGAGUGUGACAUCGUCAACACCGAUCGAGCUAUGGGUACCUCCCUUUCCUACCAGAUCUCGAAGCGAUAUGGAGAAAAUGGCCUGCCUCUGGAUACCGUCCAUGUUAACAUCAAGGGUUCCGCUGGUCAGUCCUUCGGUGCUUUCCUGGCUCCUGGUGUUACCUUGGAGCUUGAGGGUGACGCCAACGACUACGUUGGUAAGGGUCUUUCAGGUGGUCGUCUGAUCAUCUACCCUCCUCGCUCUGCAGUCUUCAAGGCAGAGGAGAAUAUCCUCAUCGGUAACGUGUGCUUGUACGGUGCUACCACCGGUACUUGCUUCUUCCGUGGUGUUGCGGCCGAGCGUUUCGCAGUCCGAAACUCGGGUGCCACCGCGGUUGUUGAAGGUGUUGGUGACCACGGUUGUGAGUACAUGACUGGUGGUCGUGUUCUUAUUCUUGGAUCUACUGGUCGCAACUUCGCUGCUGGUAUGUCUGGUGGUAUUGCCUAUGUCUUGGAUGUUAACCAGGACUUCCACUCCAAGCUGAACACGGAAAUGGUUGAGGCUGGCCCGCUGGAGGACCCUACUGAGAUCGGCUUCGUGCGAGGUCUCAUUGAGGAUCACCAUCACUACACUGGAUCCGAGCUCGCUGCCCGAAUCCUUCUGGACUUCCACCGCGCCCUGUCUAGAUUCGUCAAGGUUCUUCCUGUGGACUACAAGCGUGUGUUGGCAGAAGAAGCUGCCAAGGCUCUUGAGGCCAGGCGGGCAGAGUACAAUCUGCCUAUUGUGUCUGGUCUGCAUGCCAAGAAGGAGGAGAAGGCUGCUAAGCUCCUGGAUCUCGAGGAGGCAGUUGGCGACAAUGCUGCUGAGAAGAAGAGGGCUCUGGUUCUUGACAAGACAAAGGGUUUCAUGAAGUACGCCCGCCGCACUGAGAAGUACCGCUCUGCCUCCACCAGAACCAAGGACUGGGCGGAAAUCAGCUCUCGCCUUAACGAGGAUGAGCUGAAGUACCAGUCUGCACGCUGCAUGGACUGCGGUGUUCCUUUCUGCCAAUCUGAGACUGGUUGCCCCAUCUCUAACAUUAUCCCCAAAUGGAACGAAUUGGUCUUCCAGAAUCAAUGGAAGGAUGCUCUUAACCGUCUUCUCAUGACCAACAACUUCCCUGAGUUCACUGGACGAGUGUGCCCGGCCCCUUGCGAGGGUGCCUGCGUUCUCGGCAUCAACGAAGAUCCUGUUGGUAUCAAGUCUAUUGAGUGCGCCAUUAUCGAUCGCGGUUUCGAGAUGGGUUGGAUGGUCCCCCGCCCCCCUCAAGUUCGCACGGGCAAGACCAUUGCUAUCAUUGGUUCCGGCCCCUCAGGAUUGGCUUGUGCUGAUCAGCUCAACCGAGCCGGUCACUUGGUGACCGUGUACGAGCGUGCUGAUCGCCUUGGUGGUCUGCUCAUGUACGGCAUCCCCAACAUGAAGUUGGACAAGCGCAUUGUCAAGCGCCGAACUGACUUCAUGGCUGCCGAGGGCAUCAAGUUUGUCACCGGUGUUGCUAUCGGCGAGGAGGGCAACCCCUCGCUUGCUGAUCUCCGAAGCAGCAACGAUGCCGUCGUUAUCGCUACCGGUGCCACUGUCGCUCGAGACUUGCCCAUCAAGGGCCGUGACUUGAAUGGCAUCCACUUCGCCAUGGAGUUCUUGCACAAGAACACCAAGUCCCUCUUGGACUCUGAGCUUGCCGACGAUGCCUACAUUUCUGCCAAGGACAAGCACGUCGUUGUUAUUGGAGGUGGUGAUACCGGAAACGACUGCAUUGGUACCUCUGUUCGUCAUGGUGCCAAGUCAGUGACCAACUUUGAGCUUCUCCCUCAGCCUCCACCUGAGCGUGGUCGUGAUAACCCUUGGCCCCAGUGGCCCCGCAUCUACCGUGUUGACUACGGUCACACCGAGGUCCGCCAGCACACUGGAAAGGAUCCUCGUGAGUACUGCAUCAUGUCCGAGGAGUUUGUUGAUGAUGGAAGCGGCAAUGUCAAGGGUAUCAGCACUAUCCGCGUCGAGUGGACUCGCUCCGCUACUGGAGGUUGGGACAUGAAGAAGGUCGAGGGAUCUCAGCAGUUCUUCCCCGCUGACCUCGUCUUCUUGUCCAUGGGUUUCCUUGGACCUGAGGCUCGCGUCCUUGGCGAUGAAAUCGAGAAGGAUGCUCGCAAGAACAUCAAGACUGCCCCCGGCAAGUAUUCGACAAACCUGCCUGGUGUGUUUGCCGCUGGUGACGCUCGUCGCGGACAAUCCCUGAUUGUUUGGGGUAUCAAUGAGGGUCGUCAAGCCGCCCGUGAAGUGGAUCUGUUCCUUGAGAAGUGCACAAGCCUACCUGUCACUGGAGGUAUUGUUAAGCGCACUGCCCAGGAACUCUUCACCCAGAUUGAUGUCCAGGCUUAA
This is a messenger RNA of Clonostachys rhizophaga, 6351 nucleotides long. The record is from the annotation of a GenBank genome assembly. NCBI's taxonomy places the organism in Eukaryota, Fungi, Ascomycota, Sordariomycetes, Hypocreales, Bionectriaceae.